Molecule: messenger RNA, 786 nt
Organism: Dreissena polymorpha
Lineage: Eukaryota; Metazoa; Mollusca; Bivalvia; Myida; Dreissenidae
Exons: 2
Coding region: 151-543 (130 amino acids)
Biological process (GO): signal transduction
Molecular function (GO): protein binding
Source: RefSeq, a predicted model, not a curated record
CAAGCGACCUUCGAUAAAGGAUCGAUAUACUUAUUCAAUUUAACAACCAUCUACUGUAUGUUUAUGAUUGUAUACAACAAAUACCGUUGCGUGUUUACAAGUAGUGUACCGGUAUACCUGUUUAAUUGAACGCAUCGGACUUGAAUUAAAAUGGCUGGUGACGAUGCAUCCAAGAAGCCAAAGGAGUCUGCAGUACUCUCAGAUGGAAGUCUCGCUAUUCUCGCUCGAGAAAUCAGCCUCGAUAAGCUCAACGGCCUGGUGCUCUGCAUGUAUCUAAACAUCCCCAACACCACGAUCGUCCAGGCCUCCAAUGACGCAACUCCCCGGGGACUGAUCGAUGCCACUGACACGGCAAAGAUCGAGACCACACAGAAGCUGCUGCUGUUGUGGAAACAACUGCGAGUGGGUAAGAAAGAGAAGGACAAUGUUAAGGAGCUCGAGACAGCACUACGGGAAAUGGGAAAGGCAGAAAUCGCCGACAUCAUACAUGACAAAGACGCCAACAACGUCGAGCUGUCAUCUGAAGCGUUAUCAAGCGCGUAAUGGACUUAAGGACUAAAAUUACUGCCAUAAAAACAAAACCAUUUCGGAAAAAUGAUUGUUGAUGAAAACAGCACUCUUUCUACAUAUCCUUUGCUUUUUAAUAUUAGCGCUCUAGCAACACGACACGAUACAAUGUGCUUAUAGCUAAUAAGUAUGUAUAUUAUGAUAUAUAUUUGUUAUAAUUGUAUCUUUAUGUUCAACACGCUCAUUAAAAACCGUAAGUGUGUUAGCUGAUUGAACGUG